Molecule: messenger RNA, 2755 nt
Organism: Anopheles darlingi
Lineage: Eukaryota; Metazoa; Arthropoda; Insecta; Diptera; Culicidae
Product: transferrin-like
Exons: 4
Coding region: 163-2478 (771 amino acids)
Biological process (GO): iron ion transport
Cellular component (GO): plasma membrane; recycling endosome; early endosome
Source: RefSeq, a predicted model, not a curated record
CGGCUCACAACGGAAGCGUCGUGUGUUCCCUUGCAUUAGCCUCACGGCUAUGUGGCUUUGAACGGUUGUUGGUGGUUAGAGUGAUUGGAAAUCUCAUUAUUUGAGUGAACAGUGAAAUUAUCCUUCGUUCUGUCGCACGGGCAACAGCCAUCCAUUAAAAAGAUGGCAAGAGUGUGUGCAUUUACAAUAUUACUGGCAAUUGCUGCCCUUACUGGUACAGCAAUUGGCCAAAACCAAGAACGCGUGUGUGCCCUUUCACGGUAUAUCUCCGAGUGUGAACAGCUGCAGCGCGGUCAAUCCGAUGUCAUCUGCGUACCGGUACAGGAUAGUGUCGAGUGCGCGCAACGUAUCCGCAACGGGACGGCCGAUUUCGGUGUAUUUAGCGCGGAAAGCACCCUGCUAGUGGCCAGUUUAGGAUGGGAAGGUUUGACCGUCAUCAAGGAGAUACGCAGCGCGGAACGUGCACGUGAAUUGUUGGACUUCCAGUCGGCGGUCGUUGUCCGCAGUCGCCAUACGGGAGGGUUGGAUGGACUGCGAGGACUCCGGUACUGCCAUCCGGGCUUUCAGUACACUCGUACGCAACGCUGGACCGAGCGAGUACUGAAGCACUUCGAACGGCUCGUCGUACCGGCAACCUGCGAGGAAGGACUACACACCGCCACCGAGAUCGAGACGGCCGGGUUGGCGAACUUCUUCGGUGCUUCCUGCCGUCCCGGACUCUGGUCGCAGAUACCCAAGGAAGAUGCACGACUUAAGGAUAAGUAUGCUAGCCUGUGCUCGCUGUGCCCGAAUCAGACCUUCUGUUCGUACGAUGGUUCCAUCGGUAGCCAUCAAGCAGCACUUCAGUGCCUGGAGCGUGAUGCGGAUGUCGUGUACGCCUCCGUACAGGAGAUUCAACAUUUCUUCGAAAGCCGUACCGCAAUGAAGAACGAUUACUCCUUCCUCUGCCCCGAUGGUUCACUGCGACCAAUCGAUGGUCCGGUCUGUGCCUGGGUAAUGCAACCAUGGGGUACCAUUAUCUCUACCUCUGCCAAGGCAGUCCAGAUAUCGACGCGUGUGGAUGGAUGGAUGCGCAGCAAUGAUUUCAGUCCUUCGCCGUGGGAAGAAGCCAUCAUUCAGAUAUUGACACGCCACAACACGGAGCGAUUGGCCCCGGUGAGCUCAAUUCAGGCUCCGGUUGAUUAUGUGCGACCACACCGACCACUGCCGAUCGCGUCGGACUUUUGCGGUACCACUGCUCGCUGGUGCACCACCUCGCUGGAAGAAAAGGACAAGUGUGAUGUGCUGGCGAAGGCUGCCCUUACGGCCGGAGUCGUGCCUCAUCUCGAAUGCAACAAUCCAACCACGAACCGGAUCGCCUGUCUGCGUGAGAUUGCCGGUCAGCGGGCGGACUUUGCCGGUAUUGAUUCCAAUUACGGUUUUCUGGCACGCCAGUCCAACCUGGCUGCCGCACUGUACCAGGAGACGGACAAGGAGAAGUACUCCCGGGUGGUAGUGCUCGUUCAUGAGGGUAAAGAGCACGACAGGUUCGAGAGGUUGCGCAACUCAAAGGCUUGCUUCCCGGAGUUUGGUGGAAUCGCUUCGGUUGCUUUCGUAAACGUUGGACGCUCGCGAGGUAUAUUCGAUCGCAACGAGUGUGAUUAUGGCCGGCUGAUGAGUGACUUCUUUGACGAAUCGUGUGCACCAGGAUCGCGGGACGAUUUACACGAUCCGCAUGGCGAGAGCUCGGAGAAAUUGUGUGAUCUGUGCAAAUAUGCCGAGAGGCCCGUAAUGUACGCUGUUUCGGCAGAUGAGAUCGAAGGUAGUGCAGAACAUCCCGAGGAACCACCGGUUGAUGGUAUCGAUUCGGGACUGCGCCCCCGAGUGGAUGCUGGUAUUGCAAACGAUCCUAAUCUGCCCUGUGCGGCCAGUGACUCGAACCGGUACUAUGGGACGCGCGGUGCGUUGCGCUGCCUCCAGGAGGCCGGCGAUGUGGCAGUGAUCGAAGCGCAAAACUUGGCCGAUCAUGCCCGCUUCCUCGGUAUGAACGCGAGUGACUAUCGGGUGCUGUGCCGCAACGGUUCACUAGCUGCCAACACCGGAUUCACGGUGGACGAGGAAUGCUUCCUCACGACGAUCGUCGAUGGAGAGAUUGUGGUGCGCCGCCAGUGGGAAAAGACGGACAACGUUAUCCACGCACUCAGUUCGCUCGAUCAGUACCUGCAGAACGAUCCCGAUUUCCGGAUGUACAACAUCUUCGGUGGAGUGAAGGAUCUGCUAUUUGAAGACUCGGCCCUCGGUCUAGUGUCGCCCCAGCACGCCGAGCUCGGUACCGCGGUACAGAAUUAUAUCCGACUAUUCGAGAACAUCGAGGACUGUCAGAAUGCGGCCCCAUCGACGACGCUCGCACCGGGCGGUACUGGUGGACGGGCCGCCAUCAUGACGGUUAACGUUCUUCUUACCAUUCUGCUCGCCGGUAUCAUCGCCUGGCGGCUAUAGGAUCAGCUGGCUCAACUGAUACACCAAGUCGCUUGAUCGUCAAUUGAAAGGAAUCCAUUUUAUAAGACGAUCAUUACAUUAAGAGCAAUCCUGCCGUAAUACAUUUCCACUCCAUAAGAUACCUCAAUAAAGGUUUGCUGUCUUGAUUCCAAAAGAUUCCCAAACUAAUGCAUCUUAUAUUUUUCAUGAAGCAGAUUAGCUAGAAACUGUCGUAAGUAUUUAACGAAACCGCAUGAUAAUAAAAGAAAUCGAGAAGAAAAUUAAACAGAAUUAUAAA